Rana temporaria (common frog) is the source of this 1758-nucleotide messenger RNA. Its product is annotated as zinc finger protein OZF-like. The transcript has 2 exons. The record is from RefSeq and is a predicted model, not a curated record. Bases 71 to 1681 code for a protein of 536 amino acids. Lineage: Eukaryota; Metazoa; Chordata; Amphibia; Anura; Ranidae.
CACAGGAAGAUCACACCAUCCCUCACCAUCAUCAGGUAGAUGGGACUAAGCUGUAUGUAGAGAUUCUUUAAUGUUAUCUCGUUUGCUAUUACACACAAAUUUUGUAAUCUUUGGGGUUCAGGAUGAAAAACUGAAGGAGAUCAAAGUUGAAGUUAAAGAGGAAGAAGAAGCAAGAGGAGAUCAACAGUCUAUGGAGGAGGGAGAGAUGAUUAUAAAAAGUAAACCCAAGGAAUAUUCUCUACAUAUAAACACAAAUGAACAUUGUGCACAAAACCGGAAUACCUCUGAGGGACAUUAUAUGUUAUCUCCAGAUUAUAAUGUAGAAGAUAAAGUCAUCACACAACAUCCUCCAGAAGUAAAUCUCAUUACUCAUAAUAGACAUCACAGACCUCACCAAUCGAGAUCAAUGGACCCCUCUAAUCCUGAGGAACUUUCUCAUAAAUCACCUUCUGUUACUCCAGAAAUACAUCUCAAAUCUCAAACUAAUUCCGAGGGAUGUUCUUUGAACCACGAAGGAGAUCACACAGGAAGACAUUCUUCCAAUAAAAAGAGAGGUCCUCUUAUGCACCGGAGAAGUCACAAGAGUGACAGUCCUCAUUCAUGUUCAGAGUGCGGGAAAAGUUUCACACAGAAAGGAAGCCUCCUUAUACACCAAAGAAUUCACACAGGUGUGCGUCCUUUUUCGUGCUCCGUGUGCGGGAAACGUUUCACUGCGCAAGGAAACCUUCUUCGACACCAGAGAAGUCACACGGGUGAGCGUCCUUUUUCAUGUUCGGAGUGCGGGAAAUGUUUCGUGGAUAAAGUAAACCUUCUUCUGCACCAGAGAAGUCACACGGGGGAGCGUCCUUUUUCAUGUUCGGAGUGCGGGAAAUGUUUUAGCCAAAGAGGAAACCUCCUUCAACACCAGAGAAUUCACACGGGUGUGCGUCCUUUUUCGUGUUCGGAGUGCGGGAAAUCUUUCACUACAAAAGGAGAACUUCUUCAGCACCAGAGAAGUCAUAUGGGUGAGCGUCCCUAUUCGUGUUCAGAGUGCGGGAAAUGUUUCACUGCAAAACGAAACCUUCUUAGACACCAGAGAAGUCACACGGGUGAGUGUCCUUAUUCGUGUCCGGAGUGCGGGAAAUGUUUCACUCAGAAAGUAAGCCUUCUAAAACACCAGAAAAGCCACACAGGUGAUCGCCCCUUCUCGUGUUCAGAGUGCGAGAAAUCUUUCAUUACCAAAGGAGAGCUUCUUCAACACCAAAGAAUUCACACGGGCGUGCGUCCUUAUUCAUGUUCAGUGUGUGGGAAAGGUUUCACUGCGAAAGGAAGCCUCCAUAAACACCAGAGAACUCACUCGGGUGAACGUCCUUAUUCAUGCUCUGAGUGCGGGAAAUGUUUCACAGACAAAGGAAACCUCGUUCAACACCAGAGAAGUCACAAGGACGAGCGUCCUUUUUCAUGCGCCGAGUGCGGGAAAUGUUUCACUACGAAAGGAGAGCUGGUUCAACACCAGAAAAUUCACACAGGUGUGCGUCCUUAUUCGUGUUCAGUGUGCGGAAAAUGUUUCACCGCGAAAGGAAACCUUCUUAGGCACGAGAAAAGUCACACGGGCGAGCGCCCUUAUCCAUGCUCAGCGUGCGGGAAAUGCUUUACCGCAAAAGCGAACCUUCUUCAACACCAGAGGAAGUCACAUGGCUGAGCGUCCUUUCUUUCACGUUCAACGUGUGUCAUGUUACAACCAAAAACGUAAAUGUAUUUUAUUGGGAUUUUAUGUGA